AUGCCUCGUCAGCGCACAGCCUGCUUCAGUUGUGCCUCCAUCAAGAGCGCGUGUAGCCAGGGUCAACCCUGUCAGCGCUGUAAGCGCCUUGCGUUGACCUGUUCUUAUGCAUUCGCCCACCUUCGCAAAUGGACAGACCCUGAUGAGGGGCAACAUCAAUACCGACGGAGGGUGCGCCAUUCUCGUUCUCGGAAUGGGUGUGAGAGUUGUGUGCGUCGACGAAAAAAGUGCGACGAAGCGUUUCCCAAAUGUGGCGAGUGCCGCCGAUUAAACAUUUCCAAUUGCCGAGUGGGAGGGAGCAAAAGCACCGAUGAUGAGGGGCAAGGGGCCCGGAAAAUUGUCCCUGAAAGUCGUGAGGCCACCGAUUCCCAAUUACCCCACAGGAACAUCAGCUCCCUGGAUUCGAAAGUGAACGAAUACCUCGGUUACGUCGCGUCAUUACCGGAGGGGGACCUGACAGGAAUCACCCGUCGCGGGCACUUGAAUGAAAGCAGCGCGCUGCACUACCGACGUGGAGUCCAGGAGGGUGCUCAAGAGAAGGAGACGACGAGUGAUGUCGUUGUUGCGUUGGGGGGCGUGGCUCGUUUGAAACAAGUGAAUAUACCUGAUUUAGAUGCCACCGAGCACCAUUUGUUCUUGCAUUACAUGCAUCAUGUUGGCAGGGCACUGGUAGUGGUGAGUAAUCGCGAGAACCCGUUCCUUCAAGAAAUCCGCCAGAUGGCCAUGGAGGUCAAGGCAGUCCGACAUGCCAUGCUGGCUUUGGCUGCUUGUCACCUGUGCAAGGUAUAUCCCAAGUUUGAGGAUACAUUGAUUCGUCAGCAUAGUUUGGCUCUCUACUACUUGAAGCUAGAUUUGCGAGCACAGCGGACAACUGAUUACAUACUGGCGACCUCUCUUUUGCUUUCUCUAUUCGGGAUCUGUCAAGGAAACUCUCAGAAAUGGAUUCUUCACCUCUACGGAGCAAAGGCUCUCAUCGACUCACACCUGGACCGUCCCAGUCCUAAACCACUAUCGGAAUUUUUGCUCGAUCUCUACGACUUCAUCUGCUGUAAAACAAGAAUCACCUGCGACAAGGUACCUAAGUUACGGGGCGGAUAUCCAAUACUCUCAUCCUAUAACGAACGACCCCACAACAGCAUCCAUCCCCUAUUCGGUCUCGCCGGUGAUCUAUACCAAUUGCUAGAUUCCAUUACCCAACUAGCCUUAGACCGAGCAAACCCCGAUACCACACCCGAGAGGCAAGCCAUGCACCUCACUAGGGCCCGAGAAAUCGAAAAAAGACUGCAACUAUGGGCUGUACCAGCCAGAGUCAAGCAUCCAAACGACCAACUCCUACAGGAUAGCACCAUGGCAGCGGAAGCCAUCCGAUGGGCUGCACUCAUCCGACUAUAUCAAGUAAUGGGCGAAUCAUACAGUAACCCAACAAAGCAUCACAACGCAGCCGAGAACAUCCUAGCAGUCAUCGCACAAAUCCGCCCCGGCUCGCCGGUCGAUGCACAACUCCUACUCCCCCUAUUCAUGGCGGGAUUGAGCGUGUCUAGGAAAACAGAGCGACUACAGAUCGAGUAUCGAAUUAGUCUACUGGAGAGUAGUAUCGGAAUGGGAAAUAUUGCGGGCGCUCAUCAACUAUUGGAUAUUGUUUGGGAGCAGAGUGAUGAAGAUACGCUGGACUGGGAGGUACUGGUACAGAGGGGAUAUCCUUGUGUACUUUUGUACUGA
Messenger RNA from Aspergillus sclerotioniger CBS 115572, 1719 nucleotides. Its product is annotated as Zn(II)2Cys6 transcription factor. Gene Ontology annotation, molecular function: DNA-binding transcription factor activity, RNA polymerase II-specific; zinc ion binding; transcription cis-regulatory region binding. The transcript has 4 exons. NCBI's taxonomy places the organism in Eukaryota, Fungi, Ascomycota, Eurotiomycetes, Eurotiales, Aspergillaceae. Gene Ontology annotation, cellular component: nucleus. The coding region runs from base 1 to 1719 and encodes 572 amino acids. The record is from RefSeq and is a predicted model, not a curated record. Gene Ontology annotation, biological process: positive regulation of transcription by RNA polymerase II.